UGGAAUAAUAGUUAUCUACCGGUAUGUCAGUCCAAAUGUAGUAUCACAGCAAAUAUAGCACCCAAAGCAACGCGGGUAUUACAUCCGGAGCAACACGGGUAUUACAUCCGGAGCAACACGGGUAUUACAUCCAAAGCAACGCGGGUAUCACAUCCAAAGCAACGCGGGUAUCACAUCCGGAGCAACGCGGGUAUCACAUCCAAAGAAACACGGGUAUUGCAUCCAAAGAAACGCGGGUAUUCAACGCUAGAUAUAAGAAGGGACGCUCCAACCCUCAAGUGAGAGAGGACAUCGCCACAAGCAACUACAAGCACUGUUACAGAAGCUUCUUUAGACUCUAGGUCUCUUUCUCACUUUUCUCGGGCUCUCAGGUCCACGAAGAAUUCACGCCCAAGAUUCCAAGUACCUCGCCGAUAGCUUUCAACAUGAAGUUUCAACUCGCCAUCACCCUUCUCGCAGCCCUUUAUCAACAGGCUGGCGCCACUCAACUCAAGGCCUACUCAUUCCAGGGCAGCUGUGGAGGAACACCCGACUUCAUUUGGCAAGAUGCAGGUAGUGGAUGCAUCGAGUUCCACGAUAAUAAUGGGUUGGAGGACAUGUACUCGCUUUACUGGGCUGGACCGUCAUGUUCCUUCAGCCUGUUCGCCGGACCUGGUUGCUCCGGCCAAUCCGAGCCCCGCACGGUUGACCAUGCCUGUAUGAAUAGGGGGGGCAAGUCUAUCAAGUCGGUCUACAAAUAUUGCUAAAGAGUGGCGCACUUGCUGGAUAUAGGCUGUAGACCCCUACUCGGUCGGAUUUUUUGACACAUUCAACACGCGGAUAGGGAUGAUUGAGGGAUCAACAUGUUCAACAAUGUUGUGAACAACUGCAAUAUGAGUUAUGGCCUCGUUUGUUGUAUUUAGAGGAGGUUUAGGGCCCGACUAUCUAAAAAUUUAAGAUUUAAAACCC
Xylaria bambusicola is the source of this 948-nucleotide messenger RNA. RefSeq lists its product as uncharacterized. Bases 426 to 746 code for a protein of 106 amino acids. The record is from RefSeq and is a predicted model, not a curated record. The transcript has a single exon. NCBI's taxonomy places the organism in Eukaryota, Fungi, Ascomycota, Sordariomycetes, Xylariales, Xylariaceae.